Molecule: messenger RNA, 1476 nt
Organism: Fusarium sp. VM40
Lineage: Eukaryota; Fungi; Ascomycota; Sordariomycetes; Hypocreales; Nectriaceae
Source: the annotation of a GenBank genome assembly
AUGAACUCCCUGAACAUCCUAACGGCCCGCGUGUCGCCGCCCCCAAGCCCGGGACAGUCGCGAUCCAACAGUAUAGGCUCCAUUGGAAUCGGUCUCACCUCCGAAGACCAAGACGAUAACGAGAGACCAUCCGGUCACGAGACCGAGCCAUUCCCUCAAGACACUAUUGACGAAUCGCGAUUCGAACCCGAAAAUAAGCCCGCCGACGAGGACACCCCAUUGCUCGGCGACACAGGAGAAACCGGAAGUCGAAGCUCGUGGUGGCACUCUAUCCCUCGACGUAUUGCUUCUAGCAUUAUCGGUUCCCUUCGCUGGGUUCUUGCGACAUUGGCCUCCCCAGGCGUAUAUCUUAUCGCUUGUUUCUACGACGAGUACGGCAAUUUCGCCCCCUUUGCACAGCUUGGAAAACUAUUUGGACUACACGGAAAUCGACAUAAAGCUAUGGAAGAGCCUGACGCCAUCUCUGAAAAGGAGUAUGGCAGGACUUCGGGAUACAGGAGGCUCGCGCCGAGACAAAGGCCCGUAUCAUCUUCUUCGACAUCAUCAGGCCUCUCUUCGGAAUCGGAAUCGGAAGGAUCACGGUCAGGUAGUCUUAGUCGGCAUGCUCGGUCCAAAUCGCUACAGCCUGCAGAGGAGUCGGGUCCUACCAGGAGAUCUAUUCGAAUCAAGCUCAACAGCGACGAGGAUCUCAGGCAACGGAAGCACAGGAAAACGCAAUCAGCAGUCGCGCGAACCAAGGCUAGUGAUCUAGGCGGCGACCUUUCGGCGCAUCUCAAGUCUCCUACUUCUCCCAUCGCAGCACUUACCAAAUACCCGAAGACACCGGCACCGCCUCGACCUUUGAUCCCCCGCAGACAGCCGUCCUACAUCAACGUUGAACCGUCGGCGCACCCGCAGAAGACUUUGAUUCUAGAUCUAGACGAGACUUUGAUACACAGCAUGUCCAAGGGCGGACGGAUGAGCACCGGACACAUGGUUGAAGUACGCUUGAACACGACAUAUGUUGGGGUUGGAGGGCAGACAUCCAUUGGGCCGCAGCAUCCUAUCCUAUACUGGGUCAACAAGCGACCUUACUGCGACGAAUUCUUAAGGCGGGUGUGCAAGUGGUAUAAUCUGGUUGUGUUCACAGCGUCGGUGCAAGAGUACGCAGACCCAGUGAUUGACUGGCUAGAGACGGAGAGGAAAUUCUUCUCGGCGCGCUACUACCGCCAGCACUGUACAUUCCGCCAAGGAGCUUUUAUAAAGGACCUAAGCUCGGUCGAGUCCGACCUCAGCAGGGUGAUGAUUCUGGACAACAGCCCUUUGAGCUAUCUGUUUCACCAAGACAAUGCCAUCCCUAUCCAGGGGUGGAUCAACGACCCUACAGAUACAGAUCUGAUGCACCUGGUGCCAUUGUUGGAGGGCCUGCAGUAUGUACAUGAUGUGAGGGCGUUGCUGGCCCUGCGGGGUGGUGAGGAUGGGCAGCAUAUGGCAUAA